AUGGAAAGUCUGGAUGUUAUAGAGGCGAACAUUGGCGAGAAUGCUCCGGUUCCACGUUGGAAACGGCGCCAGCAGCGCCAACUCGCCGAGCAGCUCGCCAGAGCCGACUCCGCGAGGCCCGUGUCCAUUCGCUCCCACGACGACAACGAAACACGCUCCGUUCUUGAGCGCAGCAACUCAGCUGCUGCUGUUCUUCGGGAGAGAAACCAGAUAACCAGUCCAUCGUUGGUUCAUCGGAAGCGCUCCCGGUCCACGUUACCGAGUCCAGCAUCGCAUGCUGCGUCCCCGCGUUGCGACCGCUUCAUUCCCGAUCGUUCUGCCAUGGACCUCGAACUGGGUCGUUUCGUGAUGACGGCUGCUCUGGGUCGUUCCAUCACACCAGGAACAGGGCCAGCGGAAACGCUGGAAAGCGUAGAGGGUUCACAGGCCUCGAGAACAGAGGUGACUGUGGAGCGCCCAGCCUGGGGCUCGGGCGCAUUCAGUGCUCCAGAGCAUGCUGUGCAUACGCAUGAGCUACUCGAUGACCGAGCGAAUCGGCCAGGUGCAUCUUCAUCAUCGCCGACCUCGAGUACCUACCAGAGGUCGGGCACCCUCAGUAGCGCACAGAGCUGGGCCUCUAGCCUCGACACGUUUUCUUCGAUACCGAGCACCGCAGACGAACUCACCGGGGAGUGGCAGACAAGUGACGUGCGCUCGCCAGCGCGUCUGGCUGCAGCCGCAGAGAAGAUUCACGCACCUGGAGCAGUCGACCCUCGACAGCUCGCCCAGAGCCUAGAGUACCGGAGCCAACUCGCUAGUGAGCUUGGUACCGCUGGCUUGCUCGGCUCCGUGAUUGAUAGCCCCAGCGAUGAACCAUGGCAAGCACACGAAGACACCAGCGGACUUGGCAGUCGACAGACGGCAAAACGAGGUAAUACAGCCGAGUCCAUGCCCGGCAGCGGUACCAAAAUCCUCGCCUUCAAACCGAAACCCCCGGUGCACCUCGGCGAUAAGGCUGCUCAUGCGGCUAUCGCUGUGGUCUAUACGCAGAACCGCCUCGGUGCAGCUUGUAGACGACACCUCCAUCGACAUAUCCCGAGUGCGCCGGAGCGAAUCCUCGAUGCUCCCGAGAUGGUUGAUGACUACUAUCUGAACCUGUUGGACUGGAGUGCCAACAACGUGCUGGCGGUGGCGCUCGGUUCGGCGGUUUACCUCUGGAAUGCCAGCACUGGUGGCAUUGAGCAGCUCACUGACCUUGCACCUGGGGAUCAGCACACCAACCAAGACUAUGUGUGUUCGCUUAAAUGGGUCCAAGGCUCUGGUUGCGCUCCGCAUGCAAACGCAGAAGCUUCAGCACCGUACCUAGCAGUAGGGACCGCCUUUGGUCACGUUCAAAUCUGGGAUGUUGAAGCGAACAAGCGGCUGCGAACGCUGCGAACGCACCAGGGACGCGUCGGCUCCCUGCACUGGAACGGACCGCUGCUGUGCUCGGGCAGUCGGGACAGCACCGUGCAGCUUCAUGACGUGCGGGAAGCACGCCACCUUGCCUCGACACUUGUAGCGCACGAACAAGAGGUCUGCGGCCUGCAAUGGAGUCCGAACGGUAUGCAACUGGCUACGGGCGGUAACGAUAACCUGCUGAUGGUUUGGGAUCGUCGCGCACUGCAGCAUCCACGACUCCGUUUCGAUGAGCACACUGCUGCGGUUAAGGCACUCGGCUGGUGCCCCUGGCAGAGUCAUCUGUUGGCGUCGGGUGGUGGUACCACCGAUCGCAUGCUGCGCUUCUGGAAUACCCAUACGGGCGUCUGCUUGCAAGCCGUCGAUACCGAGAGCCAGGUGUGUGCGCUGCAGUGGAGUAUGCAUUAUCGGGAACUCGUCACGGGCCAUGGAUUCAGCCGCAAUCAACUUGUAGUCUGGAAGUAUCCCGACCUGAACAAAGUCGCUGAGCUAACUGGCCACGGGGCACGCGUCCUGCACCUAACCACCUCACCGGAUGGUCAAACCGUGGCAAGUGCUGCCGCCGAUGAGACGCUGCGCUUUUGGAAGAUUUUCCCCAAACCCCAAACGAGUCGUUUCGGAGUGGGCAAAGCCCUGCUCGCUGGAACAGCGCGGGAAACGCUGGUGCCCGAGGACACCAGGCAACUUGCGCAUGCUGGCACAGCCUCGUCGUCUUCCAGCAGCCAAAGAUCUCAUGCAGGUGACAGGAGCGCUUCAGCAACCGGGCGCUUACCUUUCACAGCGAUGUGGAAGUCGCUCGGUUCGGCGGAAAGCGCCCCAGCUGGGGAUACGGAUGCAUCGCCCGCUGUCGAAGGCACUCGUUUCACAGAGGCAUCAGCGUCGGCCUUCGUUCGUGUAUCCGCUGCUCGCACAGCGGAUGCUUCGCGCACGGGAGACACAGCCUCGAUGACGACACUGGAGCAGCUUUCGUCGCUGCGGAAUGAACUGAACCGACGGAUCGGAAGCCGACCCUUGACGACCAUGCGCUCAAGUGCGAUACGUUAA
Cyanidioschyzon merolae strain 10D is the source of this 2481-nucleotide messenger RNA. Its product is annotated as cell cycle switch protein. Bases 1 to 2481 code for a protein of 826 amino acids. The record is from RefSeq and is a predicted model, not a curated record. Gene Ontology annotation, biological process: positive regulation of anaphase-promoting complex-dependent catabolic process; positive regulation of ubiquitin protein ligase activity; anaphase-promoting complex-dependent catabolic process. NCBI's taxonomy places the organism in Eukaryota, Rhodophyta, Bangiophyceae, Cyanidiales, Cyanidiaceae. Gene Ontology annotation, cellular component: anaphase-promoting complex. Gene Ontology annotation, molecular function: ubiquitin ligase activator activity; protein binding; anaphase-promoting complex binding. The transcript has a single exon.